AUGGAAUACGUGGUACUUCCAUCAUCAGAAGGAGAUUAUGAUGAUACAGACUUAGAAGAAGAAGUUGUUCCUGGUCAAAACGGGGAAGGAGCAUUUGAUUAUUAUGGAUAUUACAACGAUCAAAUCCCAAAUGACUUUGAACAUGCAGUUGAACAUGUUUAUGCAGACGGAUAUGUGGGAGACAAAUAUGAACAUGAUGGAGAUGCCGAUGAGGAUUCUGGCGAUGAGGAGGAUUAUGACGAUGAUGAGGACGAUGACGAUGAGGAGGACGAUGAUGAUGAGGAUUCUGACGAUGGCGAUGAUGCUCUGUAUGAUGAUGCGGGUCUGUAUGAUGAUGAUGAUGUUGAGGCAUAA
This is a messenger RNA of Papaver somniferum (opium poppy), 354 nucleotides long. RefSeq names its product prostatic spermine-binding protein-like. The coding region runs from base 1 to 354 and encodes 117 amino acids. The transcript has a single exon. NCBI's taxonomy places the organism in Eukaryota, Viridiplantae, Streptophyta, Magnoliopsida, Ranunculales, Papaveraceae. The record is from RefSeq and is a predicted model, not a curated record.